AUGGCCAGCUCAGCUCAACCACCUACCAGAAUGGCUCCAAAACGGAAAAAUCCACGUAAACCGGUAAAAAACGAGGAGGAUAACUUGUUGCAGCGAGUUUGUGCGAACAAACGAGAACGACAACGGACAAAGGAACUCAACGACGCGUUCUCAAUUCUUCGAAAAAUCAUUCCGUCAAUGCCAUCUGAUAAAAUGAGCAAAAUACACACUUUACGGAUCGCCUCCGACUAUAUACGAUUUCUGGACCAAAUGAAACGAGAUGAUUGCAAAUUGUUUGGCGUCGACAUAUUUGACGAAAAAGGCGGCUAUGGUCUCCAAACGUCGUUCAACAUUUGGAGAGGAAGUCAUGGUUUGACACAGAGCAGCCCCAUGGGUAGGUCGUUUUUUACUGCCUUUUAA
Molecule: messenger RNA, 399 nt
Organism: Cooperia oncophora
Lineage: Eukaryota; Metazoa; Nematoda; Chromadorea; Rhabditida; Trichostrongylidae
Source: the annotation of a GenBank genome assembly